Molecule: messenger RNA, 2436 nt
Organism: Puccinia graminis f. sp. tritici CRL 75-36-700-3
Lineage: Eukaryota; Fungi; Basidiomycota; Pucciniomycetes; Pucciniales; Pucciniaceae
Exons: 4
Coding region: 279-1943 (554 amino acids)
Biological process (GO): deadenylation-dependent decapping of nuclear-transcribed mRNA; nuclear-transcribed mRNA catabolic process, nonsense-mediated decay
Cellular component (GO): P-body; cytoplasm
Molecular function (GO): manganese ion binding; RNA binding; 5'-(N(7)-methylguanosine 5'-triphospho)-[mRNA] hydrolase activity
Source: RefSeq, a predicted model, not a curated record
UGAAUUUGUUGCCACUGUCUGAUCAGUCAUCAGCUGCUGACUCAGCCCACUGCCAUCCAAUCUGACACUGCUUUCGUCAUCACAGCAAAUACAAAUUGUACUUUCUCCCCCUAGGUCCCCCUCAUCCGCAACCGCAACCUCCUCCUUCCUCUUAUCUCGCUCGACCUUCUUGACCAUCUCAACCACCCUCCCCCUCCCCCCCUCGUCUGUUGACCACCAAGCCUACCAUCUUCUCAUCUCAUCUCGAUCGAUUCACACCCACUUAUCAUCAAAUCAUCAUGCCAUCCUCACCCUCAUCCUCCAACAACAACCAUCAACAUCAGCAUCAGCAACCCAGGCAGUCCUCAUCAGCCACCCUCCCAGCUACCUCGAUCGCCUCCUCCGCUUCUGUAUUUAGUCGAAUGCCACUAGAAGACGUUCUUGAAGAUCUUGCCUCUCGAUUCAUCCUCAACCUACCCAUCGUCGAACUCUCUCAUAUCGAACGGGUCUGCUUUCAGGUCGAACAAGCUCAUUGGUUCUACGAAGACUUUGUCAGACCCAACAGUCUACUCAACCUACCCUCUUACCAUCUCAAAACAUUCACCGGCCUCUUCUUCGAAAAAUGCGACUUCCUCACCGUCGACGGAGCCCCGCUGGCCGGUUGGGAUCCGAAAACGGCUUACGAAAAGUUUAUGAGAUACAAAGAGAGGGUACCCGUAUGCGGGGCAAUCAUGUUUAACGAAGAUGCCACUCAAGUCUUACUCGUCCGUGGAUUCAAGUCUAACUCAUCUUGGUCAUUCCCGCGGGGUAAGAUUAACGAGAACGAAUUACCGAAGGAUUGUGCGAUCCGAGAAGUUUUAGAGGAGACUGGCUUCAAUAUCGAACCUUAUCUCUCACUCCCCUCAUCCUGGAGUGACGAUAGCAAACUAUCAGCGAUUCGCAAGAUUCGUCCUACCAAUCCUACUCCCAACGGCUCAAACAGUCAAUCUCACAAACCUCAUCAGAAUUGUACUCUUCACUCAGAGGGAGAUGACCAUUUCAUCGAAAUCACGAUUCGUGAACAGAGAUUACGAAUGUACUUAGUCACCGGAAUACCAAACGAUACUAAAUUUGUUACCCAAACUCGACAGGAAAUAGGCAGAAUUGCCUGGAUCCCUCUCUCCGACCUCCCUACAUUCAGUGCAUCCAACGGUACACUCGGGAGCAAACAACUUUCUAAGAUGAUCAAUGUGUCCUGUCCAAGUACGGUUGAAUCACAACGUGCCCAUGCCAAGUUCUACAUGGUUGUACCCUUUGUAAAUGACAUGCGCACGUGGCUUACCAAUAACCAUCUGUUGGCACCCAUCGGCCAGUCUUUACCUACACCACGCGAACACCAUCAAGCUUAUGUCCAGACUAAUCAUCCACCAACCAAUCAGAGCUAUGGUGGUAAUCCUAUCGGCCAUCCACCGAGCCACCAUAUUCGAUUUGAAAAUGAAGCGGCCGCUGUGCAUGAGCGCGUCAGUCGACUUCAGGCUUUCGAUUUCUUCCAGGAGGAACCCUCGUCAACCGAACAAGUCAAUCAAGACAAUCGAUUGAACCCCUCAACCAACAGAAAAAAGAACAGGCGGAAGCAACCCCAACAACCACGCAAACCGCCCAAAGAAGCAAAUCACCAACGAUUAACGGACAAUCCUUCAUACCAUUCUGAUCCUCAAACAAGCACUGAUGAUGAAGAUAUCACUAAAGUGAAUAACGAUACUCCAUGGAACGAUUUGGCAGAAGGCACCAGAGCACUCCAAAACUUUUUCUUUGGCUCCCGAAACGAAGAGCUGGAGGGCGGAGGAGAUCGAUUCGGACUACUCUCCGAUGGUCCAACGGCCCUCUUGGACCUUCAUCUUCGUCACGAUGCCGCCAAUAAUGGGGUAUCCCCUUUGAUCGCUUCUCAGUUACAUGCCACCCCUGAUCGACUGGUUCACUUUUAGUCUGCGGUCUGCUUCUCAUAUCCAAGUUCACUUGUCUACACCUACCUACAUACAACACUUCAACCCCCCCCCCAUUCCUUUUGGCUAACCCCUUUUUUUCUUUCUUCUUGCUGUCCAUCUUUUCUUUUCUCACCCCUCCCUUCUCUCUCUCUCUCUCUCUCUCUCUCUGACACACACACACUCUGUACAACUCGAUCCGAGAAUUUGACUGUUCCUGGUUCCUCAUUUCCACACAUGUAGUACAUCUAGCUGUGAUUCUUUUGACUGUAUUACAAGAUUAUUCGCUGGUUAUGUAAUGUGAAACAGGAUCAAUUAAUCAAUCAAUCAAUCAAUCAAUGAUUACUCACAUAUGAUCAAAUUGUACAACUGUAAUCUGUAGAUAUGUAUAUAGUCUUGCUUUUUUGUUUGUACUUCAAUCUUGGAGAGAUCAAGAAAGCUGUUGUUGUUGCUUUUGAAAGAAUAACAAAAAGAAUCGUUGGGUCAUUGAUACAUA